AGAAAUACAUGCAGUAAUACUAUUACGUAUUUUCUUUCUUCUCAAUUUUCUUUCGCAGGAUAUUUUUCUACGUGAGAAUUUUAUUCUUUUUGUAGAAAUUUUUAUUGGAUUAUGGAUCCGCCGGAGACUCUUACGUCAUCGACCGACGAUAACAACAACAACCUCCGGCGGCGUCGCGGCGGCGGUGGUGGUGGAACGGAGUUAGAUUCGAGCUCGGUAGAAGCUUCUAGUAGCUCGGAUGACGUAACCAGUGACGUCAGAAAUGAUGAGUCGAAGGUGGAUCGGAAGGAGGAGAAUGAGGAGAAGAAGGAAACGACGCCGUUGAAGUAUGUAUAUAGAGCAUCGGCGCCGGCACAUCGGAGGAAUAAGGAAAGUCCUCUUAGCUCAGCUGCUAUUUCAAUCAACUCAGCUGCUAUUUUUAAACAAAGUCAUGCUGGCCUGCUCAAUCUAUGUAUAGUGGUUCUUAUUGCCGUAAACAGCAGGCUGAUUAUCGAGAAUUUGAUGAAGUAUGGCUUGUUAAUCGGGUCAGGCUUCUGGCGUAGUUCAACAUCAGUAAGAGAUUGGCCACUUCUGAUGUGCUGUCUUAGUCUCCCAAUUUUCCCUCUCGCUGCUUUUCUUGUCGAGAAACUGGCACAGAAGAAUUAUAUGACAGAAUAUGUAGUCGUCACUCUUCACAUAAUUAUAACAACAGCUUCCAUCUUGUAUCCAGUUUUGGUCAUCCUCAGGUGUGAUGCUGCUUUCCUAUCUGGUGUCACACUGAUGAUGUUUGCUUGCAUUGUGUGGAUGAAAUUGGUUUCUUAUGCACAUACAAAUUAUGAUAUGAGACAGCUUGCGAGGUCUGCGGAUGAGGGUGAAAACUCCGAAAUCAACUAUUCUUACGAUGUUAAUAUCAAGAGUUUGGCUUACUUCAUGGUUGCUCCAACUUUAUGCUAUCAGCUUAGCUAUCCUCGCUCUGCAUCCAUUCGGAAGGGUUGGCUGGCACGCCAACUCAUCAAGCUGGUAAUUUUUACAGGAUUAAUGGGAUUUAUCAUUGAACAGUAUAUUAACCCAAUUGUGCGAAGCUCACAACAUCCAUUGAAAGGAGACCUUUUAUACGGCAUCGAGAGGGUAUUGAAGCUCUCGGUUCCAAAUUUAUAUGUCUGGCUUUGCAUGUUCUACUGCCUCUUUCAUAUUUGGUUAAAUAUACUUGCGGAAAUUCUGCGCUUUGGGGAUCGUGAGUUCUACAAAGAUUGGUGGAAUGCAAAAACUAUUGAUGAGUAUUGGAGACUCUGGAAUAUGCCUGUACAUAAGUGGAUGGUUCGCCACAUUUAUUUUCCAUGCUUGAGGAAUGGCUUACCUAAGGGAGUUGCAGUGCUGAUUUCUUUCUUUAUAUCUGCUGUUUUCCAUGAGUUGUGUAUUGCUGUUCCUUGUCGGCUAUUCAAGUUUUGGGCGUUCCUAGGAAUCAUGUUUCAGAUUCCUUUGGCCAUACUCACCAACUUCUUGCAAAACAAGUUCAAAAGCUCGAAUUUGGGCAACAUGACAUUCUGGUGCUUUUUCUGCAUUGUUGGUCAACCAAUGUGUGUUCUUCUCUAUUACCAUGAUGUGAUGAAUAGAAAUGGUGGCUCAAGUUAAUCUUCAUCACCUAUUAUUCUGUUGGCACAAUACAUAAACACGUCCUUUAACUUGACCUCAAAUUGCAUCUAUGACCUUCAAUUUUGAGUGUGCACAAGUAGACACUUAAACUUGUAUAAAAUUAAACAAGUAGACACAUGCGUCCUGUGUGGCAUAAUACACAUAGGACGCCAUGUAUGACAAGAAUUGACCACGUAGGAUGUCACAUAGGACAUAUGUGUCUAUUUGUUCAACUUUAUACAAGUUUAAGUGUCUACUUGUGCUAACCCAAAGUUUUAGAGGUCAUAGAUGUGAUAUGAAUCCAAGUUAAAUGGCAUGUUUAUGUAUUGAGCCUAUUUUGGUGGACGCGAUAAAUGUUGCAGUUUUGAACUGUCCGUAAGUCUGUAUAUCAUUCUUGAGGUAAAUGUAAUAUAUAGCUCAAAUUAGAUAGUGUCACAAUUAGAUGCGUGUGUUCCAAUUUUCCUUAUUUCCCAUGUCACAAGUAGAUGAGAGUGUUCGAAUUUUGCUUAUUUCUUGUGUCACAUCAUUAUGGUUGAUGUAUAGUAAACAUAUUUUCACUUAAUGUCCUUUGAUUUGAAUUUGAUGAAGUGAAAAGACACUUAUCGAGUCUUUAUUCUCA
This is a messenger RNA of Capsicum annuum, 2230 nucleotides long. RefSeq names its product diacylglycerol O-acyltransferase 1A. Gene Ontology annotation, molecular function: diacylglycerol O-acyltransferase activity. The transcript has 17 exons. Gene Ontology annotation, biological process: triglyceride biosynthetic process. The record is from RefSeq and is a predicted model, not a curated record. Gene Ontology annotation, cellular component: endoplasmic reticulum membrane; chloroplast envelope. Lineage: Eukaryota; Viridiplantae; Streptophyta; Magnoliopsida; Solanales; Solanaceae. Bases 112 to 1611 code for a protein of 499 amino acids.